AUGGAAAAACUUAAAUAUGUAAAUGCAAAGCCUCGUCCUUAUGCCUCAAGAUCUUCAGUUCCAAACCCUAAUAUUAAAAUCCAAAACACAAAUUUUACACCUAGAUCUUUAACUUUGUCGAGUCCAUACAUGCGAUCUCCAUCAAGUAUGGAAACAGACGAAAGACUUUAUAUGCAAUCCCCUAGCAUAGAAGAGUUCUAUAAAAGUGCUGAAUCCGACCGUAAUAAGCUUGAAAAAAUAUAUCAUCAGCGGAAAUAUAAAACUAAAUCUCACGUUUCUUCAAAACUCCAAAACGAAAUCAAUCGUCUAACUCUCCUCCUCAGUGAGAGAAAGCAAUCAUUGGAAAAGUAUCUAUUUUUUGACCUAAAAAUGCACCUUAUAUAAAAAAUUUUAUAAAAAUAUGUAUUUAUAUAUAAAUGGCAAUGAGUAUAAUCAACCUUCUAGCUUAUUCUGUUGAAUUUUAUAUACAGCUUGUAUUUUAAAACAAAUUAAAUUAUGUUUUGCUUUCCAUUAUUGUAAAUUCGAAAAAAAUUGACUAUAAAAUUUAUAUUAAAAACAUUUAAGUUCUUUGAAUGAAUAAAUUUUAUUUCCUUGAUGGAGAGGCAGGGAGUAAGUAAAAAUUUUGCUUUCCAAAAAGAUGAUGACCUGCAUGUGGCAAAAUCUCUUGAGUAUAUUAAACAAGCAAUUGAUAAAAUUUUAAUUGAAAAAGAACCAAAACCUAACGAAGACUAUUGGACUAAUAAUAGAAAUUUUGAGAAUUCAAAAGGGAAAUUUGACGGAAUUGAUGAGCUUAGAGCAAAUUUAAGAAUUCAAAUUAUUCAAGCUAAGCAAGAAAGCGAAAAGGCAGUCAAAAUGCAGCAGCAGUUGAAAAGAUAUGAAAAUAUUUUGAACCAAAAAGAAAGCGGAUUAAGAGACCAAGAAAAACUUUUAUAUAUUGAUAAAGAAGAAAUAAUCAAAGAGAAAGAAGCCAUUAAAACUAAGACAAAUCAUUUAGAAUUGGCAAAGGAAGAAAUCAAAAAGAAAGCAAACCAAUUGGAAAUCGAUAAAGAAUUAUUAGAAAAAGAAUAUGAACAAUUAGAGAAAAAUCGUCAAAACAUUAAAGAAUUCAACAAAUUUGAAGAAAAACAUUAUAAAGAGAAUGAAGAUUUUGAAGAAAUGGAAAGAGAAUUUUUAUUAAAAUGUGAAGAAAAGUCUGAGUUAAUUGCGAAAGCUGAAGAAGAUUUAAGUAAAAGAGAAAUGGCUUUAGAAAAGCAGCAUCAAGAAUUAUAUUUGUUAUCUAAAUCGCUACAAGAUUUAAAAGAUCAAAUAGAACAGCAACAAGAUUUUGCUUCAAAAAAUUUAGAAGAGCAGCACAAUCGUCUGCAAGAAGAAACAAAAUCAUUAAAUAUAAAGCGGUCAGAAACUGAAGCAGCCUACAAGAAAUUAACUGAGGAGCUUAAAACAGUUGAAAAGCUUAAAAAUACUCUUUUGGAACAAAAAGAAAUAUCUGAUAAAGAAAUUGAAAAAAUAAAAGAAAAAUAUGGCCAAAAAAUAUGUGAAGCCUUAAAUAUGAGCAAUCAUGCACAAGAAACUGUCAAAAUCAUCUCAGAAAAGGAAGAAUAUAUUGACAAAAUUAUAUUAGAAAUCGAAAAAGAAAAAUCUGAAUUAAACCAAAGAUGAAAAUAUGUUGAAAACUUAGAAAUGCUCAAAGAAGACUUAGAAAGAGAAAGGAUGGUUUUUGAGGAUAAAAAUGCGUUAAAACGAGAAACUGGAAAUGAAUUUAAUGAAAAAGACACUGAAACUUUAAAAACAAACUUGCAAUUUAUCAAUAAAAGAAGCCAAGAAUUAGAAGAAAUUUCAAAUAUGCUAGAAGAAAAAAUGCAAUUUAUUAUGCAAAAAGAAAAUGAACUAAAAGCUGUGCAGGAAAUAAUUGAUAAUGAUAGAGAAGAAAUAGACUCAACCUCAAAAUUAUUAAAAAAUAUUUUUACAGAGCUUAAUGAACAAAGAGAAAUGCAAGAAUAUGAAAAUGAGAAAAUAGCAAAAGAAAAAGAGCACACAAGCAAAGAUAGAGAAAAAAUUGCUGGGAUAAUCACAAAACUUGACCAAGAAAUUAAAAGAAUUGAUAAUAAAGAAGAUGAGCUUCAAAAGCUAAGGCAAGUAUUGGAUGAGAGAGAAAAUUUGCUUCAUAUGAAGGAAAGAAAUAUUUUGAUGAUGGAAAAUCAGAAAAUAGAGUUCAAUAAUCGAAAUAUUUUGAAUGACCAAGAAAAUCCGGAAGAUAAAGAUCGAUAA
This is a messenger RNA of Blepharisma stoltei, 2268 nucleotides long. The record is from the annotation of a GenBank genome assembly. NCBI's taxonomy places the organism in Eukaryota, Ciliophora, Heterotrichea, Heterotrichida, Blepharismidae.